This is a messenger RNA of Adelges cooleyi (spruce gall adelgid), 4514 nucleotides long. Its product is annotated as serine/threonine-protein kinase SIK3-like. NCBI's taxonomy places the organism in Eukaryota, Metazoa, Arthropoda, Insecta, Hemiptera, Adelgidae. Gene Ontology annotation, biological process: microtubule cytoskeleton organization; protein phosphorylation; intracellular signal transduction. The transcript is spliced from 21 exons. Gene Ontology annotation, cellular component: cytoplasm. The record is from RefSeq and is a predicted model, not a curated record. Gene Ontology annotation, molecular function: protein serine/threonine kinase activity; ATP binding; tau-protein kinase activity. The coding region runs from base 862 to 3918 and encodes 1018 amino acids.
UUGACGCCUGGCCGACAGUCUUACAAGCGUUGCGCACGGAACUACAGGUCGUUUACGCGAGACGACCGCGGACGGCAAUCGCGGUCAAACACUAAUUUACCCGUGUAAUUAAUGUUUAACAACGAAAACGACAUUUCGACGCCCGUCGAUUAUUAACUUAUUCUUUAACCACUGAACAAAUACAACAUUUUCGAGUAAAGAAAAAAAAAUAAUAAAUUUUUACCAACGCUGUUCGAAUUAUACCGGAAAACCGUCUCGCACAUGGCCAUACUGACUUGAGUGUGAUGAUGAUAAAACUGAGGUUUCUGCAACUAUUAUAUUAACUCGUUGCCCAACGCCGAAAGUGCAACACCAACAGCAAUAACAACAUAUAAGUGCGAAAGUUUUUGUUUUUGUUAUCCACACCGAGAUCACAAACACACACACACACUGACACCUAACUACCGUUUCGUCGAUACACUUCGAGAUCUGAUGUUUAACAAUAAAGAUAAUGCAAAAUAAUAAUAAUAAAUAAACGUACUACUGUACAACAACAUAAAUCAUCCGAUACGUCGUUAUUAUCAUCACACGGUCGAUGUCACCUUUGGCGAUAAUUGGCGGGAGCUAAUUUUUUUCCCUCGUUUGUGUAUGUUAAUUUUUUUUUUUACAUUUUGAAUUUUAAUCCGUUCGAAAUAUUAUAUUCUUGAACUUGACGUCUCGUUUAAAGUAUGGCAACGGUCAUGUCGGAGACUAACGGUUGGUCAUUGGGACCAUUGGGCGAUAGCGUUGCUCCCACAAAACCGUAACCAUAGUCCGUAGAAAGUCAACUGUGGACGUUUUAUGGAAUUUAAGUUUGUUGUUCGAUUAUGAUAUGUGAACACCAUGGCUCAUGCAGCACUACAUCCGUCAGACGGAGCAAGUAAUCACACUUUGGUCAACCGUUUGGUGCGUGUUGGUUACUAUGAGCUAGAAAAGACCAUCGGUAAAGGAAAUUUUGCCGUUGUCAAGUUGGCCAAACAUGUCGUCACUAAUUCUAAGGUCGCUAUUAAAAUCAUUGACAAAUCCCAGUUAAAUGAAGAUAAUUUGAAAAAAAUAUUUAGAGAAAUCCAAAUCAUGUCUCAACUCAGUCAUCCUCAUAUAGUUAGAUUAUACCAGGUGAUGGAAACCGAGAAAAUGAUUUACUUAGUAACAGAAUAUGCAGCUGGAGGAGAAAUUUUUGACUAUUUGGUAAAAAAUGGGAGAAUGAAUGAACCAGCUGCUUGUCAUAUAUUUAAACAAAUUGUGGAAGCUGUUGCUUAUUGUCAUAAUAAAAAUAUAGUUCAUAGAGAUUUAAAAGCUGAAAACCUACUUUUAGACAUUGAUAAUAAUAUUAAACUUGCAGAUUUUGGAUUUAGUAACCAUUUUUUCGAAGGUAAGUUACUUUCUACCUGGUGUGGUUCACCUCCUUAUGCAGCACCUGAGUUAUUUCAAGGUCAAGAAUAUGAUGGGCCAAAAGCAGACAUCUGGAGCUUAGGUGUUGUGCUAUAUGUACUGGUUUGUGGUUCUCUCCCAUUUGAUGGAAAUACUCUAAAAGUACUUCGAGCAAAUGUUCUUUCUGGAAUGUUUCGUGUGCCAUAUUUUAUGUCAGCAACGUGUGAACAUUUAAUUCGUCAUAUGUUAGUUAUUGAACCUGAAAAGAGGUUAAGUCUGAACCAAAUUGUGUCUCAUAAGUGGAUGAAACAGCUUACCGAACCGACAACUGAACGAUUACAAGUAGAUGUAAGUCCAAUGAUGAAUACUGCCAUUAUUGAAUUGAUGCUACAGUUACCCGGCUUAGAUAAAGAUAUGAUAGUCAAUUCUGUGCAGCAAAAAAAAUUUGACCAUGUUAGUGCAAUUUAUCAUUUACUUGUUGAUAAACUGGGUUCAACAUUCACAAAUCAAUGUAGUAGUAAUAAUCAAUUAUUUGCUAAUGUAACAGAAGAAAGUGAUGCUUCUGUUAAUAUAAACUCAAAUGUAAUCGAAAACUUACCAUUAUAUUCGAUGUCGCUCUAUGCACAAGAUGGAUCAAUUAAUGACAGCGAACAAUUAGAAAAGUAUGGAGACGUAGACAUCAGCGAUACGACUAGUUCAAGUAUAACUCAGGAUAAUUCUAACCACCCGAUGACUACUCGUCGCCACACUGUUGGUCCAGGAAAUGGUUUAAUAACACAGAUAAUGGAAUCAAAUUACAUAACAAACCUUCAGACUGGAUGCAAUGUUAAUGUGUUACCAAACACCAAUUUACCAAUGAAUAUUCCAUUAGUUGAAUUCCAGUCUCCUAAAAACUUUACAAUUAAAGAUCAACAUUUAUUAAAACCUCCACCAGUUAUGGGAGCAAACAACAACUUUGGCAGACGAGCAUCUGAUGGCGGUGCAAAUUUACAAAUGGCUCAAAAUAUUAAUUGUACUUUCAGUGAACCGAAUAGUAAAGAAGAUUUGAAAAAACAGGGAAAAAUUGAUGCAAAUGAUAUUAGAAACGCAAUGAUGGAUCAGUCAAGUAAAAGAAAUUUAAUGUCCGACGAAAAUUCUGCAUCUGUAGCAUCCAGUCGAUUUUCUAAGGUGAUGUGCGGCACAUCUAGGCACGGGAUCGGGGUAAUGGAUGAGGUUCAAGGUCAACAAAACAAUCUGCAAAACACAAGAACAAGGCGAAGUGGUGUGCUUACUGUUAUGGAUAGGCCACCAGUCAUUAGUCCUGAAGUGGUACGGGAAGUAGAAGCACGUAUGAAUCGAGAAUAUAUACCGCCACCGUUACCAGUAGUCAGCACUCAUAGACAUAACCAUCGUGUAUCUCAGGUUUCAGUUUUACCAACAGUACAAGAGCUACAUCGGCACUCAGGACGUGACAGUUUAAAAGACGUUAGUGUUCAUUCGUCUUCAGAGAGGUACAGUCCUGUAAGAAGAACUAGCGAGCCUGUUGUUACAUUUAGUGAACAAAUUCAAGAGCCCAAUAUACGAAACAUACAGCAAGAGCAUAUUCAAUUACAACAGAAGUUAAGUGAAAAUACAUUAGAUACCUGGGAUCAUGCUGAACUACAAAUGCUUCAUACAUAUCAUUUGCAGAGUUUACAAACGUUAUCCGAUCGUCCUUCGUAUUUAAAUCCCAGCACAAACCAUCAGGGUAAUUCGCAUGUUUUAAGCCAACACUUACAAAACUUAAACAUACAUCAAGUGCCCAGAGCAACCACUCCACAAACUCAAGGUUCAAUUACUCAAGGCACUCCCAAUGUACUGACUAGUUAUCAAAUUCCUGUGCCAUUAGAUUUGAGAACAAAUCAAAAAAUUAAUCCCCAACCUACCAUAUUAGUGGAAGAUAAAACUACAGGUAACAACAAACAAAAGCGCAUCUUAAAAUCUGAAAUAUCUUUAACACUUACCAAUGAAGAUGGCAGUAUGAUGGAGGUCGACACAUUACAUACACCUCCUUUGAGACCCGUUUUAAACACAAGCUCGUGUGGAGAGAUUUUAAGGAAACCUUGCACCGAUGAGCAAUCGCUUUAUAACUAUAGAACAGAAAUAGAUUCAAUGACUGAUGACUCAAUGACUGAAGACACAAAUAUAAUGUCAAACAUUGAUACGCCCAUGUAUUUGAAAAGUGCUCCAUUGUUUUCAGAUUAUAUUUUAAAAAGAACAGCAAGUGACGCUUUUGUUGUCGAUUUAUCUGACUUUUAUUCUAAUUUCACAUCCGGCAACAUACUCAAUAUUGUUAAAUAUUUGAUAUCAUCCAAUAUUAGAUCAUGGCCUGUGAUGGACAGACAAAAUGUACUGCAGUUUCCUACAGGUUUGCAAAUAGAGUUGGAAGUAUGUUCUAGUGACACAGGAGCCAAUUCUUAUUUAAAAAUUCAACGGCUUUCUGGAGACACGACUGAAUACUCCAAUAUAUGUCAUCGACUAGUUGAAGACUAUUUACCAUGUAACGAAUAAUAACUCAUUGUUAAUCAUUAUGUUACUUUAAAUUUUAUCAUGGCUGUGCUACUUAUGUGAAUGCAAUUAAUUAAUAUUAGUCAUUAGUUUUAUUAAGGCGCCUUCAAAUUACAAAAAAAAAAUUAACUAUAUUAUAUAAUUAUAUACAAUUAGCACUCGGAUAUGUAUACAUAUAAUAUAUUUACAAAUGUAUGUGAAUUAUAAAUUAUCUAAACUUUUUUAAGUGUUAACUGUUUAAAUACACAACUUUAUUUAUUUUAUUUACCAAACUAUUUCCAUUUAAUUGUUCUGUAGUAUAAUUACUUAUUUUUAAUUAUAACAGAUUAUAAUUCUUACAGUACACAUUUCUUUAAUUAAGAGCAAUGACUUGUACACGCACACUGCUGUAUAAUACAAUUUUUAAUUUUACAUGGAUUGUAUUCAAUCAAACGACUAUUUAAUUUAUUUUAGCUGACAAUUACAACAAUUAUAUUUGAUAUACGCGCAACUUUAUUGUUACAAUAAUUUUUUACAACAUUGUUGACUUGUUUUACCUUAUUAUUAUUAUUAUUAUAUCAUUCUUAUCCUUAUUAUUAAUUAUUAAUGUUAUUAUUACU